CUAUAGUUAGAAAUUCUCCUUUACAUCUUUAUCUGCAUGCCUGUGAUCUGUGAUAUAUUUUCUCUCUGAGUACAUUGGUUUUGGCUUUCAUAUUCAUGUUGCCUUCAUAAGAAAAUAUUCUCGAACUACAAACUCAAGAGAAUAGUUUUGUGAAACUGAACCACCAUGGCUACACAUUCCAACUCUUCAUUCCUUCUCCACCUUUCCCUCAUCAUCACAGCACUCUGCAUUGCUGUUUCACAACCCUUCAUCGGCGUCAACUACGGCCAGGUCGCCGACAACCUUCCGUCGCCGGAGGCCUCUGUGGAGCUUCUCAAAUCUACGACGGUCGGGAAAGUACGUCUAUACGGCGCGGAUCCGGCGAUCAUAAAGGCGCUAGCGAACUCCGGCAUUGGAAUCGUCAUCGGCGUGGCCAACGGCGACAUUCCGAGUUUGGCAUCUCAUCCCGACUCGGCCACUCAGUGGGUCAACGCGAACGUGUUGCCACAUUACCCCGAAAGCAACAUCACUAUGAUCGCCGUCGGCAAUGAGAUCAUGGGCUCCGGCGACGAUGGCCUCGUGUCGCAGCUACUCCCGGCGAUGCAAAAUGUCCAGAAUGCCCUCAACUCGGCCUCACUCGGUGGCAAAAUAAAAGUUUCCACGGUGCAUUCUAUGGCUGUGUUGACUCGGUCGGAGCCUCCCUCGGCCGGGUCGUUCGACCCAGGUUUGAUGGAUAUCCUCCAACCGUUGGUAGCGUUUUUGAAGAAUAACGAGUCACCUUUCGCCAUCAACCCAUACCCGUUCUUCGCUUACCGGAGCGACCCGAGACCCGAAACACUCGCAUUCUGUCUAUUUCAGCCAAAUUCGGGUCGGGUCGAUCAGGUCAGCGGGAAGAUUUAUUCCAACAUGUUUGACGCUCAGGUGGAUGCAGUGCACUCUGCUUUGAGCAGCAUGGGGUUUGAGGAGAUGGAGAUAGUGAUUGCUGAGACAGGAUGGCCCUCUCGUGGGGACAGGAAUGAAGCAGGAGCAAGUGUUGAAAACGCAAGAGCCUACAAUGGAAACCUAAUUGCACAUCUUAGAUCAAUGGUUGGCACUCCUUCCAUGCCUGCCAAAUCUCUGGACACAUUCAUUUUUGCACUCUAUGAUGAGGAUCUCAAACCUGGUCCACCAUCUGAGAGAGCCUUUGGCCUCUUCAAAACUGAUCUCACCAUGGCAUAUGAUGUUGGCCUAGCCAACUCUGCCUCAACCCAUAAGAAUCCACCGACCAGUCCUUAUGGUCCUUAUACUCCUGAAAGGGAAACACAAUGGUGUGUUCCAAAGGUGGAAGUGAGUGAGGAUGAAUUGCAGAGAAAUAUUGAUUAUAUCUGUGGUAACUUAGCUAUAGAUUGUGGAGCAAUUCAGCCAGGAGGUGUUUGUUAUGAACCUAACACAGUCUUGUCUCAUGCUACCUUUGCUAUGAAUCUCUACUACCAGAACAUUGGAAGAAAUCCAUGGAACUGUGAUUUUUCUCAAACAGCAAUGCUUACUUCUCAAAAUCCAAGUUACAGUGAUUGUGUUUAUCCUGGUGGAAGUACCUGAAAAGACUUCAACUUUGUCUGUUCAAAAUUUUAUUUACACUACAAUUGGAUCCAGGAAUAAGAGUCGAUCAUUUUGGCCUCUUUUAUUCAUGUUAUUUUAAUUUCAAAUAGGUUCAACGAAUCAAUUUAAAUGGAUACCAAUUAUCCUUCUCUGUGUCAUGUAUCUCUCAGUGUGUUAGAAAGCAAGAUGCAAAUUAAGUUAAUAAAAGUCACAGUUUACAAUUAUGUUCCUUUCAA
Messenger RNA from Vigna unguiculata (cowpea), 1793 nucleotides. Its product is annotated as glucan endo-1,3-beta-glucosidase 7. Gene Ontology annotation, molecular function: hydrolase activity, hydrolyzing O-glycosyl compounds. NCBI's taxonomy places the organism in Eukaryota, Viridiplantae, Streptophyta, Magnoliopsida, Fabales, Fabaceae. Gene Ontology annotation, biological process: carbohydrate metabolic process. The record is from RefSeq and is a predicted model, not a curated record.